Diaporthe amygdali is the source of this 459-nucleotide messenger RNA. RefSeq lists its product as uncharacterized. The record is from RefSeq and is a predicted model, not a curated record. The transcript has 2 exons. The coding region runs from base 1 to 459 and encodes 152 amino acids. Lineage: Eukaryota; Fungi; Ascomycota; Sordariomycetes; Diaporthales; Diaporthaceae.
AUGGCUACGCCUCUGAAGCCUCGUCGAGACACGCCGGAAGGGAGCCCUUCACGGUCGCUUGCCCCUGAAAACAACCCUCCUGAGCCUGACCAUGAGCCCUCUCAGCUUUUUAUAGAAGACGUACCGUCAGACCCAAAAGAAUGCAGCCGAUGCCACAACGAGAUAUCUCUUUGUGGCUUUGUGCGCAGCGCCAAGGAUCGCAGCACCAAAGGGUUCAGACCAGAAGAGAUGAAGGUGUGCAACAAGUGUGCCUUUGACCAGCACAAUGCGCGCGCAGCAGGAGAACACAAAGACAGGGUGCCGACGAGCGAGAGGAUGCAGAAACAGCUCAGCGAGGAAGAGUACUCGGAGCUUUACGGGGCAGAGGCGAUCAUCAAAAGGAUACCGGCGGGAGGGAAGAAUAACAACAAAGAUGAUGGCGACAGCGAUGAGGUUGAGUACGUUCCACCUGAACUUUGA